This is a messenger RNA of Podarcis raffonei (Aeolian wall lizard), 2055 nucleotides long. RefSeq names its product methyltransferase like 24 (gene METTL24). The transcript is spliced from 6 exons. The record is from RefSeq and is a predicted model, not a curated record. Lineage: Eukaryota; Metazoa; Chordata; Lepidosauria; Squamata; Lacertidae. The coding region runs from base 391 to 1629 and encodes 412 amino acids.
AGAAAGGCCAACUUUCCAGCCAUCCUUCUUUGCCUUCCGUUAACUUCUACCUGUUGCGCCGCUUUUCCAAUCAAGCCCCACUGGACCCGGCCAUGCUCUCUCCUGCUUGCUCCGUUGUCGAGCGUGCAAGAGGAGGACCGAGGGACCCGCAGAGCCCUGGGGUGGCCGCCAAGAGCUGCAGCGAGGCUCGCGUCCCUCGCCCGGUGGCCGGGAGGCGGCGGCUCUGAGGCGCCCUCCGCUUCUCGGCUGGAGCAGGAGGAGAGGGGCGGAACUACCGCCAGCCAGAGCCUAAACUUUCCCCGGCAUGUGUCCUUGGGCGAGGCACGCGCCCAGCGGCAGGAGCGCGGAGAGGAGGAGAGCCGCGCGCUCGCCCGGGACCCUGGCGGCAGCAUGAGCCCGUGGCGCUGCGCAGCGGCCCAGGAGAGGCGGCCCGGGAAGGGCUGCGUGCUGCGCCUCUGCCUGCUCUCCGCCACCCUCCUCCUCUGCCUGCUGCAGCUGGGGCUCCGCCGCUCCUGGGACGCCGCCCAGCCCGUCAAGGAGGCGCGCAAGCCGCCUCUCCCGCCGCCGGGCGCUCGCAGAGCUGAGAAGGCGAGCGAGGCGACCAGCAGGCGGCAGGUGACCUACGUGAGGAGCGGCCGCCGCAGGGGCCCAGCCGAGCCCACCUGUUGCCUCCAGGGGGCGCCCCCGAGCGACGCCCGCAAGAAGACAAUCCGCUGGCACAUAAAUUUGCAACCCUGGGCAAGUCCUACAGCAUCCCUGAAUAACGAAGCCAGCAGGCUCUUAAAAUACAUCAGCACUGCACAGAUUUCAUGUGAUCAUAUGAGCAUGAACAACCUGCCAGGAAACCCCAACAGCUCAAGGAGGCCAUGGUCAAUAUGCUUGGAUGACCGAUUCAGUUUAGUUCAUCAAAUCAAAAGAAAGCAGUGCCGUCUGUAUUCACUGGGACUGGGCAGUGACAACAACCAGUUUGAGAUCAGCAUGGCCAAUAGUGGAUGUGAGGUGCAUCGCUUUGACCCCAGUAUCAAACUGGCACAUAUUCAGAAAGGACAGCGCCUCUGGUACCAUCGCCUGUCCAUUGACUGGAGGGAUCCAAAUCCAAUGAUCGCGGCUCAUAAGCUUCAUACCAACACCAAGAAACUUGGCACUGUAUUAAAUGACUUUGGACACCACAAGGGAAUUGGCAACAAGUUGGAUUGCUGUAGCCAGCAGGUGUACUUACUAAAAAGUUUGACAAGUGGAAAAAUGCCUAUGAUGUCUGAACAGAAAUGGAAGAUGGGAAACGGCAGGAAGAGAAAGGGGAAAGGGCUUGUUAAUAUCGAUAUCCUCAAAGCAGAUAUGGAAAGUGCAGAGUGGAAAAUUUUGGAAAACCUGAUCCUAGAGGACGUUGUGGAACACAUAGGGCAAUUGGUCUUGGAAAUCCAUGUUCAUUGGCCAGGAUUUGAGGUUAGCGGCAAUGACAGCACUGUGGUUCGGUACUGGUACAGUCUCUUCAAAGAGCUAGAACUGAAAGACUUCAGGCUUUUUCACACAUACAAAGACUUAUCAAAACCACAGGUGUUCCUAAAAAGGGAAGCCUUCAACGCAAGUAGUUGUUAUACACUGAGCUGGGUGAAUACAAGAUGGAAAUAGGGGCUUCGGCCUACGGAACAGAACUGCGACUCAUCCCCUUCAGUGGUACUAUCAAAGGUGAGUUCAGAGACGCACUGUCAAAAAUUACCCAAGUUGCAAAUACAGCAGCUGUGGCAUAUAAUAAAAAUAUAUUUUUAUUCCCCAACAAAAGAGUGAAGGCAUAGCUUCUAUAUCAGGCUUCCUCAACCUUGGUCCUCCAGAUGUUUUGAGACUACAAUUGCCAUCAUCCCUGACCCCUGGUUCUGCUAGCUAGGGAUCAUGGGAGUUGUACGCCAAAAACAUCUGGAGGGCCAAGGUUGAGGAAGCCUGUUCUAUAAAUUCAAGCUUCAACUCUUCUAAGAUAAAGUAUUUUGUUAACUUUAUCUAUGCACUUGGCUGCUGCCCAGCCCAAGCCUGUUGAGAUGUUUUCAUCAUCAUACUGAUUAA